Messenger RNA from Cylicocyclus nassatus, 443 nucleotides. The record is from the annotation of a GenBank genome assembly. NCBI's taxonomy places the organism in Eukaryota, Metazoa, Nematoda, Chromadorea, Rhabditida, Strongylidae.
UCUUUCGAUUGUGCUGCCCAUCAUGCUCCGCCAUCGCAGUCAUCGCUAGAAUACAGUGAGGAAGUGAACACGUGGUUGAGAGACGAACUGGAGCAUGCAGAGGUCAUUCCAAUGAGAAAGCCCGAGAACCCAUCACAUCUCCAUGCGUCAUCGUCCAAUCAAUCGCUCAAGUUGAUUAGCGAUUCGGCGUUGAUGUUGGAAAUUGAACUGCUAAAAGCUCAGAUAAGAGCUCAGUCCAGUACCUUUGAAGGCCACGAGAUCCAGCUAGCAAAACUGCAGGAAAAAUUGUCUGAACUGCAAAGCCGACAGGGACUUUUCGAGAAGAGUGAACCUCCUCCUGAGUAUAUUUCACAAAUGCAGUCCCCCAUCUCACAUAUGAUAAGCAAAGCUUGUGUGAUACUUUGACCGUUUUUUUUUGUUUUCAACUUUGUCGAUGUUUGGGC